Molecule: messenger RNA, 818 nt
Organism: Magallana angulata
Lineage: Eukaryota; Metazoa; Mollusca; Bivalvia; Ostreida; Ostreidae
Product: probable gluconokinase
Exons: 5
Coding region: 181-651 (156 amino acids)
Cellular component (GO): cytoplasm
Molecular function (GO): gluconokinase activity
Source: RefSeq, a predicted model, not a curated record
UGACAGGUUUGCUGAUCUUUCAAUAUCAUGAUGUUGCGCCAUGAUGUAGUCAUGUCAUGACAGAAUAUUAGCAUGCUUUUAAUAUUUUUAUAGUUUGUCUUUUGGAACGGUCUACACCUGUUUGUUAAAUAUUCAGCUUGCAGGACAACUGUUGGGAAAAAAUUGGCUGAAAAGCUCAAAAUGCUAUUCAGAGAUGCAGAUGAAUUCCAUUCAAAAGAAAACAAAAAGAAGAUGUCUGAGGGAAUCCCUUUGACAGAUCAGGAUAGAUUUCCUUGGUUAUUGGCAAUACACAACUACAUGAAAGGACUUUCAAAUGAAGGGAAAUCUGGAGUGGUGACCUGCUCUGCUCUGAAGAAACUGUACAGAGAUAUAUUAGUCAAUGGACAAGCAACUGUACCCCAGAAGGAACCACCGCAGGUGGUACCAAUGAUUAAGGACCUUGUGUUUGUUUUGCUGCAUGGUGACAGGGAGAUCCUAGAGGAGAGGAUGAACCAACGUGUGAGUCACUUCAUGCCAAGCUCCUUGCUCACUUCUCAACUAGCAACCCUAGAGGUUCCUACCGAGGAGGAAAAAUGUGUUCAAGUUGACGUUAAAAACUCUCCCGACAGUUUGGUGGACCAAAUUAUUGACAAAAUAAAAACUUUGUAUUGAUUUUUACCCACAUAGAAAUGAUUUUAUUUCUGAAACAAAUUGGUGUUGAUUUUUUUAUUAAAUGUUCAUUUUUUUCUUUUAGCUACAUGUAUUUUCAUACUGCAUAUUGUAAAUUUACAACUAUGAAAAUUUUGAUCAUCAUAUUCUGCAAUAAAAUUGAAGAGGUA